AUGAACAACGACGACGAUUCUAAUGAUCAUCAUCGUAAACGUAUGCGUGUUACUCAAGCCUGCAUAAGAUGUAGAAAGAAAAAGAUAAGAUGUGAUAGCACCAAGCCUGAAUGCACGAUAUGCCAAGAAGCCAAUACAAUUUGCGAGUACGCGAGAACUAAAAAACGAGGACCUCGUAAAGGCCAUGUGCAUGUACUGGAAGAACAAGUUGCUCAACUGAAGCAGCAAAUUGCUCAAAUGAGUGGUGGCAGGCAAGUUACACCGCCGCUCUUGCAUGAUGAUCAGCCGACACUCCUCUCAGCUCCAUACAUUUCUCCAGAUUCGACACAACGCAGGAUAGAGGCAGCCUAUGGUCUUCCACCACGAGAGAUCGUUUACGAGCUUGUCGACAUUUUCUUCAAGCACCUCAACGUCGUCAUUCCUAUCGCCCACAGAGGAAAGUUUGUGGAGGCUCUUGAGAACGACACCAUUUCCAUGCCAUUGCUAUGGAGUGUAUUGGCAAAGGCUGCGAGAUAUUGCACACAUCCUAGCAUCUUGAGUGACCCACCCUCGUUGGUUAGCGAGCGAUUUGCAUCCAAGGCAAAGUCUUUGAUCGAUGAUACUUUAUUGGAACCUACAUUGGAGAAUAUUCAGUUUUGGGGCAUCAUGGCUUGUUUGGAAUAUGGUCAUGGACAAGCAUCAAAGGCGUGGACGUAUGUGGAAAUUGCUGUAAGGUUCUGUCAAGAGCUUGAGUUACACAAAGAAGAGGUCUUGAGCACCCCCAUCAUGACGGAGGACGGGACAGUCGAUGUGGUUGCCAUGGCUACACGUCGUCGCAUCUUUUGGAGUAUCGUUUGCAUUGACAUAUUAGCAACGGCGGGUACAAGUCGACCCCAAGGGCUCCAUAAAGCUGAUAUUGAUUCGGCUCCACCAAGCAUUCCCGAAUGUAUGAUUAUGCGUGAACCAAAAUUCAGCAAUGUCUCAGUUGGAGGUGACCUUAUCGCGAAUGAAUCAUUGAUGGGGAUUUCACAACAAUUUAUGAGGAUCGUGCAAAUAUUUGGUGAAGUCAACAGCGUGAUUGAACGAGCAAAAACAACGUCUUCAGCCGUGGUGUGGCCACCGUUACCAGAAUUUACAGCAUUGGAGAGUUGCCUACGUGCUUGGAAAGAGGGCCUACCAGAGAGAUUUGAUUUUACACCCUCCAACAUCGAGUAUCACACACAAAAUGCAAGUCUCAUGUACUUCAACCUUUGGCUUUCAAUGUGGUCAUUGUGGUCUUCAGCUUUGCUAUUGAUGCAUCGUGGCAGUUUGGCUUACAGCGAUAUCCGCCCAGGAGACGUGGAUCAAACGACCUAUAACUCGAUUCAACACAGCAUCGAUGUUUGUAAGAAUAGUAUCCGGAUAGCGACAGGAGUCAUUCAAGCCGUGUGUGAUUAUUGUGGCGAAUACGGUCUUCCGUUCCUAGGCUAUGCUGCUUACAUCUUCGCAACCGUUGUCAUGACAUCGACGUUUUCAAAGGGUCCUGAAGCCUGUCGCAAGAGCAAUAGAGCAUUGCAGAUUUUGCAUACAUUGAAUGCUAAUUUAGCUCCCUAUUGGCCAUUGUGCCAAAGGCUAUCAUCCAUGACACGGGAUCUUUUGAUUACUCACAGCCAAAUGUAUCAAUCUCAACGACGUCCAUCUUCUACCAUGGAGGAGAGUACCGCAUCCAAUAACAGCUUAUUGAAACCACCACCGCCACCACCAACUGUACCAUUCAUCUCACCCAACAACAAUGAUAAUGCGUCAAGGUCAUUCAUUGCAUCACCCUGUGGAACCAUUUCUACUAUUGAUCCCACUGCUACUACUGCUACAACUACUACUCCUACUGCUGGUGCCAUCCCAUCCUCUGCUGGAGGAUAUUUUCCGUCGUUUAACGCAUCAUCAACCACACCUCAGUUACAGGCACCUCAGCAGCCAUCAUCUAUGCCCAUCAAGGAAGGAGAUUUGAACAACUUGUUAAUACCAGGGGUCAUCAACUUUGAUAGUCUCGACUUUUUAUACGACACCGAAUUAUAUGGUCAACUUAUGUUUGAUGAUCGGCCCUCUUCAGCUGCUUCGUCUCCCGCACUUCACAACAACAACAUCCCUACUUAUUCCACUAUGGCUCCCCAAGGAUCAUCGGCGUCAACAUUCAAUGCUGCUUCUUCUUCCUCAUCAUCCCAAAGACCAACGAUUCAACAACGACGAGGUGCAACGAUGUUGUAUGGUCUACAAGCGGCACGCCAGCCUCCAAUAAUGCAAUAG
Molecule: messenger RNA, 2262 nt
Organism: Lichtheimia ornata
Lineage: Eukaryota; Fungi; Mucoromycota; Mucoromycetes; Mucorales; Lichtheimiaceae
Exons: 8
Coding region: 1-2262 (753 amino acids)
Biological process (GO): regulation of DNA-templated transcription; DNA-templated transcription
Cellular component (GO): nucleus
Molecular function (GO): DNA binding; DNA-binding transcription factor activity, RNA polymerase II-specific; zinc ion binding
Source: RefSeq, a predicted model, not a curated record